Molecule: messenger RNA, 6965 nt
Organism: Homarus americanus (American lobster)
Lineage: Eukaryota; Metazoa; Arthropoda; Malacostraca; Decapoda; Nephropidae
Product: ras-related protein ced-10-like
Exons: 6
Coding region: 1151-1702 (183 amino acids)
Biological process (GO): small GTPase-mediated signal transduction
Molecular function (GO): GTPase activity; GTP binding
Source: RefSeq, a predicted model, not a curated record
GUGUGCUCCAAACGUUGGUGGAAAGCGGGUGUUACGUGAGGUGCUUCUUCCUGACCGUUGGACGUGCUUUAAUUUCCUCGUCUGAGGUUAGAGUUUAGGCUGUGCUGAAGACGAAUUAUACAUGGGCAGUGGUAACAGCAGGCGUAAAGAUUCGUGCGUGGUAUAGCAGACGUCGUAGGAGCGUGUGAUAACUGGCGUCGUCGAGAAGGGGUCGUGUGCGUUGGUACAGCCAGCGUUAAAAAAAAAGUGUCCUGGAUAGUAGAGGUGUGGUGCCUCUUCCACAACCUCCUCCCUGACACUCCUCCGGCAGCAGGAAGAGGCCCGGAGACGACGGUGCCAGCUGAGCAAGCGUAACGUGAGCUGUGGGUGGGUAAGGCGAAGCUCAUGAUCCGCCCCUUCCUCUAAACAACGUUUCUAGUGUUCGCCGCCUCCCCUCCAUUACGGCUUUUGAUGAGUGCGCGCUCAUCCUCCGCUGGCUGUUUGUGGAUUUGCGUGCUGGUGUUCUGAAGCCACAUUGCGUGUGCUGUAAUCUUCUCGAGUGUGAUAAGGUGUAGACUGCGUCGUGCUAGUCAGUGAACCUCUUGUGUAUGCGCACGUCGUGUUAUCGUACAGCAGUGUCUUAACUCACCUGAGUGUACUUUUUCGUCCCAGAGUGGUAUCCUUAGUGUACUAAAGUGUGCUACAUCUCCUGUGGUGUAUACAAGUGUACUUAGAGAAGAAAAAAUAAUUGUACUCCAGAAAAAGUAGCCAGAGGACUGUAUUAACGCCUUAUAAAUAAUCCUUAAAUAUACGAGCCUUAAAUAAACAUUAAUUAAAAUAUAAGUUAAUCAACGUGUGUGUGUACAUAUAAAUCAGCAGGGAGAGCUUAGAGCGGCACACAGAGCUGGGCCACAAUGAGAUCUACCUUGUGAAAGCGAGUAACAGGAGCAAGAAGUAGUCUGGGCGGGAAAUCGACGACCUACACGCAUCUGCUGGAUAAAAACACUCGUUUGUCCACACAUCACUGGAUAUAUAAAAAUUAUUUUCUACAUCACCUGGAUAUAUAAACUGACACCUGCAACACCUGGAUAUAUAUAUUCUCUCUAACAUCACCGCAGCAUUUGGUGGAUAUAUAUUCUUAUAUCUUGAGGUUUUGCGAAGGUGAAUUAAGAUGGGUGACGGAAACAACCAGCGUCCUCUGAAGAUCACGGUGGUGGGUGACGGUACAGUAGGCAAGACCUGCCUUCUCAUUUCUUACACCACCGGCGAGUUCCCAGAGGAAUAUGUACCAACAGUCUUUGACAACUAUGCAGGGAACCACACGGUGGAGGGCCGAUCCUAUCCCAUGAUGUUGUGGGACACCGCUGGUCAGGAGGAGUACGAGCGACUCCGUCCACUGUCCUAUCCUGGGACAGAUGUGUUCAUAGUCUGUUUUGCCCUGGAUAACCGUGCAAGUUUUGAGAAUGUUACAUCAAAAUGGUUGCCAGAACUCCAACAGCACUGUCCUAAAGUACCAGUUAUCCUUGUUGGAACAAAGAAGGAUGUUAGGAACUUGGUUGUUCUUAAUCAGCGAGAUGGCAAGAAGUUGGCAAAGAAGGCCCGCCUCUCCAAGUACGUGGAGUGUUCCGCUAAGAGCCAGGAUGGCGUGCAAGAAGUCUUCACCUCAGCAAUAAUGGCAGCUGUAGGUUUGGGACCGAGGCAACGACCGUGUGUAAUCAUGUAGUACCAGGCAUGUGAUGGGGUGAUAUUUUAAUUCAGUAAACUUUGUAAACCACUUAUCCCUAUAUUACCUGAUUGUUAUGAGAAGAGAAGUUAUUUGUCUGAAAUUUACGAAUAUCAUAUGUAUUAAUAUUUUCAUAAACUAGUGAUACUGAAUGAUACCUAUAAAAGAAUGUGUAUUGGUUCCAUAUAUUUAUGUAAAUUAUAUUGCUGUGUAACUUUUAUCGAUAAUAUGAACCGAACGUUGAGUAUUCAUCAAAACCCUUCUUUGCUGCAUCUAAUUUUAAGUAUUGUAUAUACUGUAGUACAGGUACAGACCCUCGAACCUGAUCUCGGAAAACCAUACAUUUUCUCCCCUGGGUUUUGAUUAGGGUUUCUUCCCUUGCUAAGUCAAGUUUUACUUCCACUUCCAUAAACAUGGUUGAUUGUUUUACUUCUUAAAUAACAAAGCCAAGACAAAAUUUUUAUGCAUACUUAAAAUAGAAAAUGAUACCAUAAAUACAGUACGGUACAUGUAUAUUAAUAAGUUGAGAGUUCACUAAAUUUGAGUUAUGUGAUUCUCGAGGUUCAGCAGCUACCUGUCUCACCACAUUUGCCAGGAGUAGCGAGUUCAUAAAUAUCGUCUCUUUGAAUAAAUAAUCCAUUACAGUACCUUGAUUAUAUUUAUUUACACUAAUAAAAUAUUAUUAAUGUUUUUACAUAGCUUUUGACAUUAGUGUUGAUCAAAUUAAAGCAAAGAUUCGAUGUAACUUAUGCUUUGUUAUCAACGGCCAUGUAACUCACUAGUCGCUAAAAGCAGCUGCUGCAAACCAAAGAUUGUUGCUAUAGGAUGCUGGAGCUGUCCAAUGGGUGAAUGCAUUCUCCUCCGAAUGUGGUAUUGCCAAGUGACUGCUAAGUAUAAAACACAUUAAACCCAUUGCGGCUUACAUAAUAUUGUGAAAUAACACCACAGAUUAUUUUAUAAAAACAUCCAACUUUAGAUAUCUAGGAAUAAUUUCUUAAAGUAACUCCUUGGUUAUUUUGCAGUAAAAGAGAACUAUUUGACGAAUGGAAAUAUUCUCCCUUCGGUUCUUCAUUAAGAGCAAUGGUGGUAACUACAACUUUACACUAGUUUUACACCAUACUGUAUACAUACAGUAAAAUGAAUAAAGUGCACUUUAUUGUAUUUUUUUUUUACCAGGUUAUUGUACUAUUUUAGUACAGGAGGGUAGUGAUAUAAAGAACAUCAUGAUAUUGUAUUUACAAGUUGGUAACAGAGUUGGCAGUGACACCACUUUUGUCACAUCUUAUAUUGUGCUUGCAAGUUAAUUACUGACCAACUUUUUUUUUUAAGUACAGUACAGCUUCAAAACUACACAUCUGCCAUUGUAUUGUUGAAAUACUGUAGGUGUUGGUGGUAGCUGUAAUGCGCAUUACUCUUGCCAAUAUGUCGAGGGUUCGAGCCUCGGCCCAGACACACAGGAGAAGGGCAUUAUCCUGUGUGACCCCUAUCAAACAUCACAGGUUUCCCAGUCCCUGGUUUCCUCCUGUACUAAGCUGAUAAUUAAGUGGCAAAAAUAAAAAUAAAAUUAAAAAAUAAAAACCUUGCAUUUAGAGAACCCUCAACUUCUAAAUAGACUGGAUUUAAGGUAUUCUUUUGUCUAAAAUAUACAUAAUGUACAAAAAAAAAUAAAAUUAUUUGAGAAGUAAAGCAAACAUUCAACUGAGUUUUGAGUUUGGGUUAGUGGAAGCAAUCCUUGACAGUCUUGUGGUCAGCCAUUAGGUAACAUGGAUGUCCCAGGAAACUGGAAAAUUCUCGAGGCCAGUUUGGUUUUGGUCCCAAGGGUCCAGGAUUUGAGGGUCUAUACUUCUAUGGUAAUAUGAAUACUGUGCACUAAAACUCCCAAAAUUCUCAUGCCAAAUUGGUGGUUCUGCUUGGGUGUCAUGGCAGGUCCAGCUAAAGCAUAAGGGAGGUGGGGGGGGAUGAUCCAUGUACACUACUGUACUGUAUAACCUUUUUUUAUAAUAUUUCUGUAAACACUGGCAUAUGAUUUAGGCAUAAAAAAAAAAAAAAAAAAAAUUCAUGGUCAAUACAUAUUUUCUGUAUAUAAUGGGAGUCCAAAAAUGCUGGAGGGGGAGAGGGAGGGUCAAUUUACCACUCUUAAGGGGAGCUAGGCCACCCACCUCACUUAGAUCUGCUACUUCUUAGAUGUGGAACUUGUCAUAUUUUAAAACUAUUAUUAGUGAAGGAGAAAUGGAAGGGAGUAAAUGAAGUUAUGUGAGAAGAGGAAAUUUAUUUAGGAGUGUGUAGCUAUGUACAAUUGCAGAAUUGUUUUCCUAUCCCCCCUGUGGUAACCCAUUUCCAAACUGCCAACCUAUAUGACCUAUCCACCAGUCAUGUCCGCUGUUACACAACCAAUACCCUUUCAUUUAUAAACAGUGAUACUACUGCAAUGUUGCUGUUUGGAGACAUGGGUUACCACAGGGGGUGUAGGAACACAUUGCCACAGCUGUACCUUAAGUGGAAUUUCCUGAAAUGCCUGACCUGUCAUGCUAUUUAUGAGUGAUGUUCAGAUGUUAUUAUACAGUACUGUAGUAAAUACCUCUCCAGCCACUUUAUAUGAUGAAACUGUACUCUAGCAACAUUUGCUCUCCAGUUUAGAGAUAUAAAAGUAAUGGUACAUUCCUGUUAAAGUUAGUUUGUUCCUCCAUAUUACUGGUAUGUAACCAUUUGCAAGCUCAUCUUUGUAAGCAAUGUAUAUAUAAAGCACAGUGUUUAUUUGUUGUUUGUGUGUUCCUAGGCUCUGACUACAGUUUUGAAUAUGAGCUGCUAUUAAAAAAUAAACCCAGCUAUCCUGUUAGUCUCCUGUAAUGGAAUGGUACUGAACUUUUAGUUUUACAGUUAAAUAAUCUUUACCUUGAUAUGGAAGAAUUUUGUCUCUAGUAUUAAAAAACAAAUGUUUUUUAUGUGACAUGUAUACACAUAGACAAGUCUUACAUGAAAUAACACUGCAACAGAUUUCAAAUUGUGGAAUUUGUAAGCAUACUUAUAAUUUAUGACUUAGAGGUGCCAGUUUGGAGAUUAUGUUUGCUUGCAAAUUAUCCACAUUACAGGGUGCUAGGGUUGUAAAAGUAGCGAACUCAUUGAUAGCUGAUCGGUCAUCACUUGUUGGGUUAAUCUCCAUGAUUCACUGCUGCUGGUUAAAAGUUUCCAAAGCAGCCUUGAUCAGAUCAUCAUGGAUCAAAGGUUCAUUGAUAAUGGUCAACAACCUUCUUCACCUUGUAUCAGUUAAGAAGCAAAUACAGUACAGUACACUAAAAUCCUUAACAAUUAAGAAACUGUAAAUUAAGUUGUUGUCUCUGAUAUGUGUAACAACUCUUGUAAAUGAAGCUUGUAGUCUUUCUCCAGCAUUUGUGCUAUUUAUAUUGAAAAUAUUGUGCUAACAAGGUUUAAAUACUUUAUAAUCUACAUCAUACAGUGAGGAGUUCAAUUAUUAAGGGAAAACCAAGACCUCAACUUUUAUAGGAGUAAAGUGAAGAAGUUGCUUAAUGAUACUGUACAUCAUAAGGCAGACAUUUGUAGGAGUUUGGAAAAUGGUGAAACAUUGAAUAUUUUUAAUGUCCAUGAUAUAGAGGCUUAAUUUGAAGAAUUAUUUAAGUUUAGUGUGGGUGUGUGUAGUGUAGAUGUGUGUAAAGUGAAUUUGAAUAGUGUGGGCAUGUGUAGUGUGGGUGUGUGUAGUUUGGACAUGUGGGUUUAGUUAGUCUGCAUGUUUGUGUAGUGUGCAUGCAUGUAGUGCAGGUUUGUUUUUUGUGUGUGUAUUCAUGAAAGUGUUAGAAGUAGCUGAUUAAGAUUGCCAAAUACAUUCCACUCACCCUCACCUUACAUGAUGAUGGAAGAGGAUACUGUAUAUUCAAGAUAAAAAUGUGAAAGGUGAUGUUUGGUUGUACAGAGUGACAGUAAACCAGAUAAAAUCUUGAGGCUGUGUUGUGGAAGAGGACCACAGUAGUGACAUAUAUCUGUUACAGCAGGUAGAGAGCAGGAAUAAUGCCAAAUGAAGAGUGUAUUUGACCUUGAUUGUAACAAUCUAUGGUACAUUAGAGUGUGGACAAGCAUGAAUGUCAUUAAAAGUGAAAAAGAAUCCUAAAACAAUGUUUUGCUAUUAUUAUUAGACUACUAUCUCACACAGCAGAUUACUGAUGUCUGCAUUGGUGUUUAAAUUUUGAAUGAUAGGAUUUGUAGGUGAUUCUACCUUGUAGGAAAUACACAAAAGCUAUGAGCUUUCGAAGUAUAUAACGAGAAUUAUGGGAGUUUUACUGUAUCAUCUUAUUUGUGUUUACAAUGCUCAUUUUUUAGGUCACCUACAUGAAUUGUGAAAGACCUCAUGCAGUGUCACUGGUGUUGUGGGUGUUGACAAACAUUAACUUUGCAUAACCAAGUUUGUUAUUCAGGCUUUGCAAUAUCCCGAGCCAGUUAAUUUUAUCUUGUAUUUGGAUUGGAAUAUUACUGAGCACUGCAGGGGAGUUAAUUUGUUCACAGAUAAUACUUGUGCAAUAUUGUCAUUAGUGAAUUGAAUACUGUACAAGAUAGUUCUUUUUCACUGCAUUAUACAAAAUCAUGUAUGAAAAUACUGUACGGUAUUAGUAUUAUCAGUUUGUUGGAUAUGGUGAACUUUUAUCUUUCUAGUAUUCAGUUCUGUUAAUAAAGUUUUAAUUAAAGUUUGAACUGUGAUGAUGCCAAGCAUUUACACUUCUCUUAGAGAUCAUUUGUAUAUAAUUGCAAAUCCAAAAAAAAUAUCAACAUGUUAGAAGUAAUUAUUAAGUCAAAUUUGUUGGAGCUAUUUUCAUAAUUAUAUUUACAGUGUGUAUCAUUGUUGUUGAUAUAUUACAAUGACAUAAUACCUGCCUCCCCUCAUGUAUGUGUUUAUUCAUGUGUAUGCAUGCAUGUCUGUGUAUAUAUAUAUAUAUAUAUAUAUAUAUAUAUAUAUAUAUAUAUAUAUAUAUAUAUAUAUAUAUAUAUAUAUAUAUAUAUAUAUAUAUAUAUAUAUAUAUAUAUAUAUAUAUAUAUAUACUUUUAUAAGCAUACUGGAAGAAUGGAAUGUGCUUCAUAUUUUGUAUUAAUACUGUACAGUACAGUAUCAAUAAUGUAAGCAGUUAAACAAGACUUGAUUUGCAUUACAUGAAAAAGAUUAUCUCCACCUUGAGCUUGGGUGAUAAUUGGAGAACAUUACUUUUGAAAACCCAAUUGUGUACUAUAUUGUUUGCAAAUAAAUGUGUUUUCCUACAAGUUG